Arachis duranensis is the source of this 1309-nucleotide messenger RNA. Its product is annotated as AUGMIN subunit 1. The transcript has 6 exons. Gene Ontology annotation, cellular component: cytosol; HAUS complex. Lineage: Eukaryota; Viridiplantae; Streptophyta; Magnoliopsida; Fabales; Fabaceae. The coding region runs from base 185 to 1072 and encodes 295 amino acids. Gene Ontology annotation, biological process: spindle assembly. The record is from RefSeq and is a predicted model, not a curated record.
UUCAAAUUUCAAUUUCAACCCACUAUUUCCCCACCAGUGAGCGAGAGCAUCCGAUAAGGCCUUCCCGGCGACAUCUACGCCUUUCUCUGACACCGCCGAUCUUCAGCAACAAGCUGUGACGUCAAUACAAAUCCCAAAAUCACCUCUCAUUUUCGCACUCUGUCUCUCCCAGCUCGAAUUACGAAUGGCCGAUCAGAAUCCUGCGGUGCCAGAACCGAAGAGCGGCUCCGAUGCGUCUUCUCGGAUCGGGGAAGUGAGUGAGUGGCUGGCGAAGACAUUCGAAGCCGCCGGCAAACCCGUCCCAGAGUUUGAGUACACGCCUCGCAGCGUCUCGCAUUUGCAUGGCCUCUUAACCGUCUCCAAAGCCAAAGACGAAGCUGCGCGUCUCGUCGCUCGGGAUUUCCGCCAGAAGGCUUCUGAGUACCGAUCCCAAGCUGCUAGAAUUAGAGAGAUUUUGGAGAAUGUGGGUUUGGCACAGGAGAGUUUGCCUUCAAAUGUGGUUGCAUCUGCACAAGUUCUUGCCAAUGUGGCUAACUUGUUGAAUAUAAGGGACACUGAACUCAGUAGCUUUCUUGUAGCAAUGGGUGAUAUUUCCUUGCGGAAAACUGGUGUUGAGGAGAAAAGGGCUAAAGUGCAGAAAGAGUCCAAGGUUCUCCUUGACUACACUAGAAAGGCUAUAGCCAGACUUACAUAUCUAAAAAGAACUCUUGCCCAACUAGAAGAUGAAUUACCUCCAUGUGAGGUUCAGAUGGAAAACUGGAAGACAAACUUGCAAGUAAUGGCUGCAAAAGAAAGACAAUACAUACAACAAUGCGCCAAUUACAAGGCAGUACUCAAUCAUGCAGGCUAUACCCCAGAGAUUAGCCACAGGGUGUUAGUUGAAAUGGCUGAGCAUAAAAAGGAGUUGGAGAAGAAAACUAAGCCCAUCCUUGAGACACUAAGGAGCUACCAAGAUUUGCCUCCGGAUAAAGCUUUGGCUGCCUUGGCUAUUGAGGAUAAGAAAAGACAAUAUGCUGAUGCGGAGAAGUAUCUUGAAGAUGUAUUGCAAUCGGCUCUUGCCAAUUCAGGGUGAUAUACUACCAUCCAUUUUUUAAAUUUCGUUUUUUAUCUUACUUUCGAAAAUGUUUGCUUAUUGAGUUGUUGUAGGCUUGUCUCUUGAAAAUACGCUAAAAGGUUAUGCAUUUCUAGGUUAUGGCUUUGCUACUUGCUAGUAGUACACACAACCUAAUUGUGAGAUAUUAGUGCUUGAGUAUCUAUUAAGUUCGACAUUGAUUGUCACAAUGGUUGAAUACUAAUCUGCUUCCAUCAA